Saccoglossus kowalevskii is the source of this 1387-nucleotide messenger RNA. RefSeq names its product NK2 homeobox 2 (gene NKX2-2). NCBI's taxonomy places the organism in Eukaryota, Metazoa, Hemichordata, Enteropneusta, Harrimaniidae. The record is from RefSeq and is marked provisional. Gene Ontology annotation, cellular component: nucleus. Gene Ontology annotation, biological process: cell differentiation; regulation of transcription by RNA polymerase II. Gene Ontology annotation, molecular function: DNA-binding transcription factor activity, RNA polymerase II-specific; RNA polymerase II cis-regulatory region sequence-specific DNA binding.
AAAUAUCACCGAGCGAAGGAGAAGCCCUGCAUCUGUUCCGUAGACCCUAAUGCUUCAAAUAUUAACCCGAUAAAAACAAGGACAGUAUUAAGCGGCGCUCACCGUCCGACGUCGCGACCGUGACUGUGUACUGGAUAUUUUUUCUUCAAGAGAAAAACAAAACAACCAAACAUAAUUUGUGUGUUCUUGUUACAGAAAAUACUCGACCAACGUACUCAUGGAUGACACUGGCGUUGCUAUCAUGAACGCUAAGCCUAGCUUUACUGUGAAAGAUAUACUAGACAUGCCGGAGGGUAAACCCUCGUGUGCUAUAACCGCACAGGGACUAUCGAGCUUAAAACAUCACGCAGCAGAUUUGGUAUCUGGAGGCCACCACCAUCAUCACCACCAUAACACUGGUUUGGGGCUGAACAACAUCACUGGUACCCUGAGGAACUCGUCAUCUGCGAGCAACGCGGUGGUGAACUCGACAGGAGCGACCACGCAACAGACACCUUCACUGCCGUCCUAUUUUGACAACACCGAUAAUCCGUACACACGAUGGCUACAAAGCCAGGGCUCACAGGAACCAAUGCAAUAUUCAUCACUGAGUCAGACGAAUAAUCACCACCAUCAUAACAAUACGAACAGUAGUAAUAAUAAUACAACGAAUAAUCGUGAGAACAGCGAAACUCCGACGACUAAUAACACCAGCGGAAAUAACACGACUAAUAAUAACAACGAUGUGUCCACGCCAAACGCGAACAGCACUGUUUCUGGGGAAUCUUCGCCCGAUUCAAAUAUCAGCGAUUCGCCGAACUCGAACAGUGGCGACCAACCCAAGAAACGGAAGCGGAGAGUGUUGUUCUCCAAGGCACAGACGUACGAGCUCGAAAGGAGGUUUCGACAACAGAGAUACUUGAGCGCACCAGAGAGGGAACACCUGGCUAGUAUCAUCCGACUAUCGCCAACACAAGUAAAGAUUUGGUUCCAGAAUCAUCGGUACAAGCUCAAGCGUGCUCGACAGGAGAAAGGGUUGGACAUGAAUCCAUUGCCAUCGCCGAGGCGGGUGGCUGUACCGGUGCUCGUGAGGGACGGCAAACCGUGCCACGCCAACAUGAACGGCGGUAUGAAUACAGUCAUGAACAAGCCACACCAGGACUCGGUACCUUUACAACAUAUGCAACAGUUGCAGUCGAUGCAGCAGUCUAUGCAGUCUAUGCAGCAUUACCCGAACUACUCGUCCAGUUAUAAUUACACAAGCUGCAAUUCGCAGCACACAGCCCCUCGCACAACCAAGUUGGCCCUUGAGAAUCCGACAUGUUACCUACUCGUGCCGGCCAACACCACCAUUACAGCGAUUGUCAAAGACGAUUUGUAUGCGUUAUUGUGAACUGAAAAACGGGCA